Molecule: messenger RNA, 526 nt
Organism: Neurospora tetrasperma FGSC 2508
Lineage: Eukaryota; Fungi; Ascomycota; Sordariomycetes; Sordariales; Sordariaceae
Exons: 1
Source: RefSeq, a predicted model, not a curated record
UCGUACCAGUCCGUCAUCGUCGUUGACAACAAAACAACGUUGGGAAGGGAAAACCCUACUUCAGGUACCUACGCAAAGCCAAGGCGCAAGCAAGCUGAGGGCACACACGGACAAGUCUGGUUAUACAAUGCAACGAAGAAUAAGAAGAGAAAAUGUGUGUGUUCUGCGGAGCAGAUAGUCCGGCUUUGCUGUAUCAUUCCGUCACCACUCCCAUCUCUUUCAACACCUAGACGUGCCAAACAAUGUUAGCUGAGCAAAGCUACCUCUGUACUGUAUACGGGGGUAGAUCGACACAGCUCGACAAGCCAAUCGGCGGGACAAGCGAACUAGUGUCGCGGCCAGCGUACAUAUGUUGGACGGCUCAUGGAGUGGAUUUGCUGUUGGGAGGUCAAGGAGCUUGAAGCUUAUCUGGUCCUCCUUGUCCAGACUCGGUCAUAGGUGGAUCGGCUGUUGUCUUCACCACCCUUGUUUGGUUGCAGGUACCGGUACGUCUUCCUUUCGCAGUCACGUACCUGACUACCACUCU